This is a messenger RNA of Lytechinus pictus (painted urchin), 3004 nucleotides long. RefSeq lists its product as uncharacterized. NCBI's taxonomy places the organism in Eukaryota, Metazoa, Echinodermata, Echinoidea, Temnopleuroida, Toxopneustidae. The transcript is spliced from 8 exons. The record is from RefSeq and is a predicted model, not a curated record. The coding region runs from base 129 to 1421 and encodes 430 amino acids. Gene Ontology annotation, cellular component: plasma membrane.
GUUCGUUUGAAGAGUAUAUAAGAAAUGAGAAACAUCCAUUUUAUAAUCGUGUCUGAAAUCAGGAAACACGCAGUUUGACAUACAACACCUUAUCAUACAAUUUCCGAAGAUAAUACUCUUGAUUCGAAAUGUUUUAUCAGAGAAUAGUCGGAGGGCAUCGUGGUGGCAUUUGCCAUCUCAUGUCACUUAUCUUGCUUCUAACAUGUUUAACAUCAUCAUCGUCAGCCGCCUUCUCCGCAAUAUCUUCUCUAAGUCUUGAAGACUUCCCCGGAGUCUGGCGAGGAAUUCCAGAGGUAACCAUUGAAUUGAGCGAUCUUGACCGCAAAUUUUGUCAAAUAUGUGUCGAUGACACGUACUGGAAUUCCGACAUUGCCGACGACAUCUGCAAGUACCAUGGAUUCGAAGGCUCAAUGGUGAUUAAGGAGGACACAACACCGUCCGAACCCGACUUCCUCUUAGAUGGAUAUGCAGUCUGUAAUAGAAUUGAAAACUCUAAUUUCCCGCUGGAAUGCGAAUUUAGAGAGUCGUGUGACAGAGUUCCCACCAUAUCGUGCAUAAUUCCUGGAUACAUCGGCUGCUACACCGAAACAGCUUCCAAUCCAUUCUUUUCCGAUGGCGUAGAACCAAAUAUCACAGCCCAAUCACCUGAUAUCCGCAUCUGUACACUAGCCUGUGCUACGAGUCCAUAUCUAGGACUUACGAAGGGCCAGGACUGUAUCUGUGGAUCAACACUAGGGGAUCGUAGUCUUGUAGGAGAUUGUGAUCUGGGAUGUCAAGGAGAUGAUCUACAGAUUUGCGGGGGAUCAGCUGGUAUUUCAGUAUAUAAUGCCAAUUUGCUUGGUCGCUGUAAAUCUGAACCACGUGAUCUGAUUCCCGAUGAACCACUCUUCAUAACAUCUCCGGGUUUUCCCGAUAUUGCGGCCGGGUCAUGUACGUGGUCAGUAUCGAUCAAUGUUCAAGCUUUACACAACCUCCAUGUCCUGAUGAUAGCCGUAUUAAAUUCUAAUGAGCGACUGACCAUGAAAUCUCAAGAUUUCAACGAGGUUUACGGAGGAGGCAAUAUAAGGGCGAAUAUUUUCAGAGCACCUUACAAUUACCAGCAAGACACAAUCACGGUCACAUAUAACCAUUAUUUAGUUAUCCCGCAAUCCACUAACUUCAUCAUCCGAUUCAGCCUUGAAGCAAACCCAACGUAUACCAGCGCUCCUGGCAAGCUGACCACCACUAGGAGUGCACCGGCUAGCGGACCUGGUACCAGAACUACAGGUGAACCAACUACCAUAAAGAGUGGAGAGACCAGAGGACCUUAUGAACGUACUGAACCAACAGUCGACUUAACAACUUCAAGGGCCGGUCAUACUCCUAAGAGCGUGUUAGGUAUCUUGAUCGGGAUGGUAGUUGCUUCUCUUGUCUCUGUUUAAAUCAACAUUUAUUCACCAGCAACCAAGCAAACGACGAGGAACACACGAACAAAGAUUCUUCGACUAUAGGCCUAUACUUCACUUCGGAUAUAAUUGACAUAAUCAUCGAAUGUUGACAUAAUCUUUACAAUGAGCCAUAUUUUAAUGUAAAUAUCGACAGUCCGACACGAAGGAAGGGAACUCAAUUGAAGGUCCUAUGGAAAUGCAAUAGUCUUGUGCCGGAGUACUUACAUAUUUACUUACUUUUCUUCUGAUUGUGAAUCUGUUAAGCUUCCAUUAUGGUCUUUUGAAAAGUAUGUGCUGUACUAAUAUCUUAAAAAAAGGAAUUAAUUUAAGAAUGCAUUGCAUCCCAUCAGCGUGGACUAUCCAUUAUCAUGGUUUGUAAUAUUAGUUAUGUUUAUGAUUAUGUGCUUAGUUGGAUAAAAUAACCGCUAUAUCACUGGGAUUUGAAGAGGAAGGCUAUACAUAAUAAUACAUCAAAAAUUUCUCCUUAAAUUAGUAGACAGAAAAGUUCCUCGAUAACAUAGAGGCCUAAUCUUACACGUUUAAAAUCACAGAAAAUUGGAAUAUGGGGUAAGAAACCUGAAAAAUAUCCUGUAAUAAACUUGUUUUUCCUUUCAUAAAAAAGGGCCCCCCCCCCCAUUGGCGGAGCCAAUAAAAAAAAUAGGGGGAAAAAUUCAAUUCAAUUCAAUUCAAUUUAUUUCACAUUUGCAUAAAAAAAGACAAUAAAUACAUACAAUUACAAUGAUAAAAGGCAUAUAAUACAUGAGAUCACACAAAAUACAGAGAAUACAAAUGUGUGGAAUUUAACAAAGGCCUAGCAAAGGCAAAUCCCAAACGGUUGUAAGCAGAAAAAAAGGUGUUUAAAAAAAAAAACAGAACUAACCAAACACAAAAGCAAACAACAAAACGGCUUAAGGAACAAUUCAUGAGUUUAUAAGAUUUUUUUUAUACUUUCGUUUAAAAGAGUUGAGUGAAGGGCAUGAUUUAAGAUCAUUGGGUAAACUAUUCCAGAGAGUGGGUCCAACAUAUUCAAUUGUAGUUCGUGAGAAAUUAUAUUUGAAAUUAGGCAAAUAAAAGUUGUCAGACUGUCUGGUAAUGUAAUUACUAAUAUAUUUGUUUUUCACAAAUAAAUCAUCAUAAAAAGAGGGAAGAGAAUUGUGAAGAAAUAAGUACAUGAAAUUUGCAAUUUGAUAGCUGUUUAUAUGACUGAUAGUGAGUAAAUUAAGUUUUUUGAACAAAGGUUGUGUACUGAUUCUUGGGGAGGAAUUCGUAAUAACUCUUAUUGCCCGUUUCUGUAAAAUAAUUAUUCGGCUUAGAUGGACCAUUGCACAAUUACCCCAGAGUAUAUUGCAAUAGUUGAAGUAGGGCAAGACAAUUGAUUGAUAUAUCAUUUGAAGUAUAUUCAAUGGAAUUGAAUGUUUUAAUCUGUUUAUUGCACCAAUGGAUUUAGAUACUUUACAAGAUAUAUAAUUUAUGUGAUCUUUCCAAGUCAGUUUGUUGUAUAUGACUACACCCAAAAAUUUUGUAGAAUUAACUGCAGGAAUUUUACUAUUUUGAAUAAAAAUGUCAAAGUUAUCAGA